AUGCGAAAGAUUGCGAAUCUUCACGGCAUCGAUAAUCCCUGGCGCGACAAUUCAGAAACGCUUCGGAGGCGACUGGAGAAGCAUUCGUGUCCCCUGUGUAUAAGUAACUGCACAGUGUUCGAGUUUCGCGAGCCCGCUCUGCCUACUAACAAGUAUAAGACGUUCAAUGACAAGCGAUCCAAAGACCCUGCAAAGGUGGCUGCUAAGAACGCCCUCAAUGCCCGGUCGUACCGCAGCAAGUUCAAGAAACCAUUCCCUCCCAAAGCGCCAUCAUUUAAAACUUUCCAUCGCAUUGCAAACGCCUUCGCAGAUGAUCUUCGGGGCGUAGAAGAAGCCGGUUGCGCGGUGUGCGGGUUACUGAAGCGAAAGUCUGAACUGCGCCCCCUAAAGAACUACAAGGGAUUCCUGACGGUCCUUGAAGACGAAUCUGUUACUAGUACAGAACGCAAGUCACUGCACGAUCCCUCAAAACCUGUUACAGGGCCCGUAUUGGCAUCAGGAUGCGACAAGAUUUGCCCUUCAUGCCGCAAAAGUAUAACUCAUGGCAACAUGCCGAGGAACGCCUUAGCAAAUAAUCUGUGGUUAGGAGACGUGCCACCUGAGCUGCAAAACCUGCGAUACGUUGAGCGAAUGUUGAUUCAGAGGAUGCGCCACAACGCAUGCUUUAUCAGAGUAGGAGGGUCAUACCAAAAACUUAUCGCGCACGCUGUUUCCUUCCCCGUGUCAAGCCGCAAGGUAUAUGCAGCAUUACCUCCAACGAGAGCUGAGUUGGACGAAGUGCUUGCAGUGAUGUACACCGGUCCCGUCGCGCCCACGAAAGCCGAUUACUUGACAGGCAAGUUCAACCCUAUUCUCGUUAGGCACAACGUCGUACGAAAAGCACUUGAAUGGUUGGCGUUAAAUCAUCCCGACUACGCAAAUGUGCCAAUAUCUGAGAAAAACUUGCAGAGCUACAACACAAUGGAACCACCCGUGACGAUCGAAUAUAGAACGCUAAGUACCAACAUCGCUCAAGAAAGUCGGAGUGCCGAUAACAAUGAGGACGAUCAUGGUGUAGAGAGUGGUGAGGUUCCCAUCGUUAGGCGAAAUCCAAAGAAGAGCUGA
Molecule: messenger RNA, 1104 nt
Organism: Schizophyllum commune H4-8
Lineage: Eukaryota; Fungi; Basidiomycota; Agaricomycetes; Agaricales; Schizophyllaceae
Exons: 2
Coding region: 1-1104 (367 amino acids)
Source: RefSeq, a predicted model, not a curated record